AGCAAACCGCAGCAUGCGACAGCUCUGCUGCCAGCUCGCAAUUAAGCUUUGCUAGGGACCGUGGCUGUUCCUCUUUCCGGCCAAGGAAGAAGAGCUCAAGCCACUACACAUUCGCUUAUUCUAUUGAUUGUUUUAUUCCAUUGAAGCGUAUAGCACCUUGGUUUGGCAAGGUGAGGUGUGUAGGUAGGGGAUACAUCACGCCCAUCAUGCUCUCAGAUCAUGCAUGAGUGCUACCAGUAGGUUUUGCAGACUCUAGAUGCGGAGUUGUGCGUGUGUGUGUGAUCAUCUUACCCUUUUCCACACAAGAGUGAGCUCAUGCAGCCUCCCCGCUCCCGAGAUCAAAUUUGGGAUACAUACCUCUUUAACGGCAACGCACCGCAGCUGCAGAGAGUCUAGAUGCGGAGGCACCUCGGUACCUACACCUUGGAAAGAUACAGUGCUAAUUCAGCGCUAAAGGAACCAGACAGAUGCUAUGCGUGGGCAAUUUUUCGAGUUACAGGUACUGUGUCUGCAUCUAUGAGUCGUGUGGUGGUGUUGGCUGCUGUCCACCUUAGUUCAACAGCUCUCGCCUACGAGAGUCUCUAAGCCAUACAUAACUGGGCAGCGCAGCCACAACAAACCUCGGGAUUUUCUCUAAAUGAUUGUUUUUUUCCUAGAAAGGCUGGCUCAAAAGUUGCUUGUCUAGGUCUCUAGGGGG
Molecule: messenger RNA, 697 nt
Organism: Trichoderma atroviride IMI 206040
Lineage: Eukaryota; Fungi; Ascomycota; Sordariomycetes; Hypocreales; Hypocreaceae
Source: RefSeq, a predicted model, not a curated record